This is a messenger RNA of Heterocephalus glaber (naked mole-rat), 4252 nucleotides long. It is a transcript of the gene Ift74, whose product is annotated as intraflagellar transport 74. Gene Ontology annotation, biological process: intraciliary transport involved in cilium assembly; cilium assembly. The record is from RefSeq and is a predicted model, not a curated record. Gene Ontology annotation, molecular function: beta-tubulin binding. NCBI's taxonomy places the organism in Eukaryota, Metazoa, Chordata, Mammalia, Rodentia, Bathyergidae. Gene Ontology annotation, cellular component: intraciliary transport particle B; cilium.
UUUUUCAGUUCGGCCCUCGUUGCCGGGAUACGCCAGGCGCGCAGAAGCUAGCUGUUAGGCCUGAGGGCCCUGGAAAGCUGAUCUGAGGUGAACCGGAAGCUGUGAGUAGGCUACGAGUGCCUGUGGAAUCCUCAACUGUGACGGCCUCUGAGAGUGGUUGGAGCGCUCCGGAGUCCUGCGGCUGCCCUUCUGCGCCGGCGGAGGACUGAUGCUAUAUUAAGCCUUUUCCACUAUAGUAAACCAGUGGCAAAGAAAAUCAGGUGGAAGUAUAUUGUACAUUUUCUGAAAGUUACCUGAAAAACAGUGCAGUGACUAUUUUUGCUGGAAACAAAGGAUUUGCUGUACUAGCUUUUGGAAAAAGAAGGUGCAGUGGUUUAAGUGAGCAGACAAUGGCCAGUAAUCACAAAUCUUCAUCCCGCCCUGUUUCACGAGGUGGAAUUGGGUUGACAGGAAGGCCUCCUUCUGGAAUACGACCUCCAUCAGGAAAUAUUCGAGUGGCAACUGGAACGCCACCUGGAACAGCAAGACCAGGCUCUCGUGGCCCCUUGGGGACUGGCGGGGUUCUGUCAUCUCAGAUCAGAGUUGCUGACCGUCCUGUCACACAGCAAGGGUUGAGCGGAAUGAAGACUGGGAUGAAAGGUCCCCAGAGGCAAAUUUUAGACAAAUCUUAUUAUCUUGGACUUCUUCGAAGUAAAAUAAGUGAACUUACAACUGAAAUUAAUAAACUUCAAAAAGAAAUAGAAAUGUACAAUCAAGAGAAUUCAGUGUAUUUGUCAUAUGAAAAGAGAGCAGAGACUUUAGCUGUUGGAAUCAAAGAGUUUCAAGGACAACUAGCAGACUACAACAUGUUGGUAGAUAAACUUAAUACCAAUACUGAAAUGGAAGAAGUAAUGCAUGAUUACAACAUGCUUAAAGCUCAAAAUGAUCGAGAAACACAAAGUAUGGAUGUCAUAUUUACUGAAAGACAAGCGAAAGAAAAACAAAUUAUGAGUGCAGAAGAAGAAAUUGAACAAGAAAAACAAGCAGCAGAUGGCAUUAUCAGAAAUAUGUCUCCUGAGAAACAAGUCAAGUACAUAGAGAUGAAAAGCACAAAUGAGAAAUUAUUACAGGAAUUAGAUACACUUCAGCAAGAAUUAGAUUCACUGAACAUGAAGAAAGAGAGCCUGGAAACUGAAAUAACACACUCCCAGGUAAAACAGGAGGCUGUAUUGCUGCAUGAAAAACUUUAUGAAUUGGAGGCUCAUCGAGAUCAAAUGAUUGCAGAAGACCAAAGCGUGGGAUCCCCAACGGAAGAGAGGGAGCGACUGCUGAAACAGGUUAAAGAAGAUAAUCAGGAAAUAGCCAGCAUGGAGAGACAGUUGACAGAUAUAAAAGAAAAAAUAAAUCAGUUUAAUGAAGAAAUCAGACAACUUGACAUGGAUUUAGAGGAUCAUCAAGGUGAAAUGAAUCAGAAAUACAGAGAACUAAAAAAAAGGGAAGAAAAUAUGGACACUUUCAUAGACACUUUUGAGGAAACUAAGAAUCAGGAACUGGAACGGAAGGCACAGUUAGAAGCCAGCAUUGUUGCACUUUUGGAGCAUUGUAGUAGGAAUAUAAAUCGUAUGAAACAGAUAUCUUCUAUCACCAACCAGGAACUAAAGAUGAUGCAGGAUGACCUCAAUUUUAAAUCUACUGAAAUGCAGAAAUCACAAAAUACAGCUAGGAAUUUGACUUCAGACAGUCAACGUCUACAGUUAGAUCUAGAGAAAAUGGAGCUCCUGGAAAGUAAGAUGAUAGAGGAACAACAUUCUCUGAAGAGCAAAAUUAAGCAAAUGACAGUGGAUCGGGAGACGUAUAAUGAUUUGCCAGCUUUAAAAUUAUCAGGUGAAGAAAAGAGGAAGAAAUUGCAUCAGGAGAGAACGGUAUUAUCAACCCGUAAAAAUGCCUUUAAGAAAAUAACAGAGAAGCUAACCAGAGAAUAUGAGACACUGAAAACACAAUUACAAGAAAAUGAGACACAUUCUCAGCUUACAAAUUUGGAGAGAAAGUGGCAACACCAUGAGCAAAAUAAUUUUGUGAUGAAAGAAUUCAUAGCAACCAAGAGUCAGGAAAGUGAUUACCAGCAAAUCAUUAAAAAUGUGACCAAGCAGAUUUCGGAGUACAACAGAACCAUCGUGGAUGCUCUACAUAAUACUAGCAGGUAUGAGAAAGCACAUGGCUUGGUCCAGAGAGCCAACUCCCACAGUCUCUCAAUCACUGAGUAUUUUGUAGAACUACUAUGGAGAACAGGGAUCUGGGAGACCUGUUAACUGAUAGAAUUGGGGAUCGAACUCACGACCUUGUGCUUGCCAGGCAGGUGCUGGCACCACUAAGCUAAACCUCCGGCCCUGUAAAGUUUAUUUCUACUUAACUGUUUUUGACUUUUUACUGUACCCUUUCAAAUUAAUUACCAAUUUUUACUAUUAAUAAUAAAUAUUUUUUUCCUGAGUGAUGGGAUUGUGGGGUGAUCUUAAUCUUCCUCGGGAUUUUUUAGUAUUUUCAAAAUUGUGAUAUACGUAAAAAAAUAUAUAUAUAUAUAUAUAUUUUUAGUACUUUAAUUUGUGUAAGGAUAUGUGGUGGUGCUAUUGUUUGGAGAUAGUUUGAAUGUCCCCUAGGGCUUCCUGUGUUGAAUUUACCUUCCACUGUGAAGCAUUAUGCCGGUGGAAACUUUGUCCAACUAUGGUGUUUAGAUGGGGCUGUGGGGAUGUGAUUAGGAUAAAGUCAUUAGAGUGGAGGCCCCAUGAUUUAAUCCCGGUAGCAUUAUAUGGAGGAAAAGACAGAACCAACAGGCAUGCAUGCUCCUUGUAUCAUGUGCUCGAUGUGACCAUGGGAUUCUGCCAGCUAAAGGCCAUUGCCAGAUGGGGUCUGUAGACUUUGCACCUUCAGAACCAUGAGCCUAAAUAAACCUCUUUUUGUUUGUUUGUUUUUUGAGACAGAAUCUCGCUUUGUAGUUCAAGCAGGCCUCAUACUCAACGGUGAUCCUCCUGCUGUCUCAGCCUCCUGAGUGCUCCAUGUGCCACCAUGCCCACCAAAUCCAGAUUCUACCAUUAGUUUACUAUAUGUCCUUGGAAAGGAACUUUUUUUUUUUAAUUUCAGCAUCUUCAUCUUUAAAGUGGAAUAAUAGUGUUUAACUCCUAAGAUUGGAUCAGAGGGUAUUGCAGAAUCCAAGUUUUCUGACAUAAAUUGUGCUCAGAAAGGUGGCAUCAUUAGCUGUGUGAUGCAUGGGGGGGUUCCCCCCUUUUAAAUAAAGUUGCCUGCCUCCAGUAUUUCAUUAUAGUGACAGCUGCCUAAUAUAGAUAGUAGAACAACUCUCAGUCAUUGGGUCAACUAGAACUGAACCAAUCUUUAAUUAGAAAGACUGACCUAUCUCAUAUAUAUAUGAGGGGAACAUAAUUGAGCAGGAUUUCUUGAAACCCAAACAUUUUAUCUGAGGGAAAUUCUCACUAAUGUUUCUUCCUUCCUCUCAGAGCUUUUCAACAAAUCCAACAAGAAUCUUCUGUGCUGGGAUAAAGCUGCAAGCACCAGCUCUCCCUCAUUCAGUCAUAUCGUUCAGUGAAUUCCAUUGGUGUUAACAUAACACCUUGCAAGACCUAUGGAAAGAAAAGAAGCAGACUGAACAAACAUGUUGAGUAGUUUUACUAAUGAAGAUCAACAUGGGAAAGCCAGCAAGUCUGUUUUUCCCAUCCUUAUCUUUUAUCAAUAAAUAAAUAUGAGUUCUUGGUACUCUUUCUAACUAACUAUAGAGUUCAUUCGGACCAUAUAAAAUCCAGUGCAGGAAGAGAGAAUUAGGAUGUAAAGUAAUGAUAUUCGUCCUAGAGAAAGAAGUCUGUUAGUGAUAGCUCCAGGGGUUCUGUGGCCCUGCCCAGUUUCUCUGUAACUUUCCUUUUGCUAUACAAUUCCAGCAUAAACAACCUUAGUAAAUUAUAGUGUUUAGACUUAAAGAAAUCAAGAAGAACCACUAGAGAGUUAUAAUAAUUAUUUUUAAAUUGAUACUGCAUCUUUCAUUUUCAUGUACCUUUUUAAAUAAAAGUAGGUUUUGUCCUAAAAUUGGUGGCUUAUGGUUUGAGAACAAAUUAAAUGAUCUUUAAAGAGAUAGUUUAUAAUUCAAAGGUAGAAAUUUUAGGAACGACAUAAAAUGAAAAUUUUUUUCAUGUGCUGUCACCAGUAUUUCACCAGUAUCUUUAGAUGUACUACUCUGUCACAAAUAUCUAUAAAAUAAAAUUUUAUAAAAUCA